AUGAAUGAGUCCCAUCUACAUGUCGUCAGGUCGCGGAGAUGCCUCGAAAGCGAUGAGGCGGCUUUCGGUCCCCUAGUUCAUUCAUCGUGCCUUGGAGGAUUUGACUUUACCCUCCUCUUCGAGGAGAGUGUGCUGACAAUACUUCCCGCAAUUAUUGCGUGUUUGCUUCUUGGGGUACGAAUUUGCAGCUUGCAGGGCCGGUCCCGCAAGGUAAAAAGGUCGUGGCUUUACGUCGCGAAGUUGACCACCAUCUUACUAUACGCUGUUCUGCAUUUCAUCAUCCUGGCUGCCAUGGCCAUUGGAAGUGCAUCCAAGACACCCGUGAGCAUUGUAGGAACUGCAGUGAUUGCAGUAACAUUUCUGUUAUUUCUCUAUGCAAGUCACCUCGAACACAGCCGAUCACUGCGUCCAUCAACCAUCCUCAGUCUUUAUCUCGGUCUUUCCUUGGUCUUCGAUGUGAUUCGCGUACGUACCCUCUGGUUGAGCUCUUCCAGCGCAAUUAUAGCGUCUUUACUUUCUGCAAGUGUGGGUUUGAAGGCUGUCAUACUUGUGCUCGAGGGAACCUCUAAGCGGCCGUUUCUGAAAAAGCAAUAUCAAGAUACUAUACCCGAGGCAGUGUCUGGUAUCUACAGCCGUAGCCUCUUUCUCUGGGUAAAUCCUUUCCUUUGGAAAGGCUACAGAGGCGUUCUCUCGGAGGACACGCUCAAUGUCCUCGAUGCCGAUUUGGUUUCGGCGUCUGACCCCGAAGCCCUGAUAGAAAGUUGGAACAAAAAAGCUGGAGUGAUACCUCGCCUUGCCUACAUAGGCUUUUCCUUCGCGCAGCCUUUUUUGGUUCAGCGCGUGUUGGACUUCUUAUCCGAGGCCCAAGGGCCAAAUUCGCACACGGAGGCCUAUUAUCUGAUAGCUGCGUACGGCAUUGUAUACUUAGGUCUUGCAAUCUCCAUGGCGAUCUCUGAGCACAAGACCUAUCGUGUGAUAACGAUGGUCCGUGGCAGUCUGAGCACGAUGAUAUUUCAAAAGACGCUUCGACUUCCACACUCCAAGAUAUCGGACACAGCGGGGAUCACGCAUUUGACAGGGGGUGUUGAAUGGGUCAGUAUGGGCCUCUUGGGCCUACAUGAGUUCUACAGCAGUGUAAUCGAGGCGGGUUUAGCCAUCUGGCUGGUGUUUCGAUUGCUCCAUGCAGCCGCGUUGGCAUCUGCAGCUUUUGUUGUUGUUUGCGUGCUUGCGGGACUGCCCUUGGCACUUGCAACGGGAAAUGCCCACCUACCAUGGCUGGAUGCCAUUGAAAAGCGCAUAUCUGUGACCUCCAAGGCACUCGCUGCAAUGAGACCUAUCCGUAUGAGCGGAAUCUCACGGCCUGUUGCGUCUGGGAUAUCGGAUUUGAGAACUGAGGAGAUCAGGAGCUCCAGAUCAGCCCGACUUUUUGACGUUUUAGUGGUUGUGAUGUCCUACACAUCUGCCACGUUUGCGCCUAUCCUCGGGUUUGCCAUAUACAGCCUGCUUUCACAAAAGGAUAAUACGACAGCUUUAACCAACUCCAUCGCUUUCUCCGCUCUUACGCUGUUCUCCCUCCUCGAGACACCAGUUAUUACGCUGUUAAGAGGCGGCGAAGAGCUGAUAGCGGUAGUGAAAGGGUUUCAGAGAAUACAGUCAUAUCUUGAUCGGGAUGAGAAACCGAUGCGCCAAUUGAAUGCUCCAAGUGAUUCGGAGUAUGGGUACGCCGAAGAUAAAAAAGGUUGUAUAAAUAAACGUUCACCCAUUCAAGGCCAUGUGAGCAUUGAACGGACAUUUCCUGGGAAAUAUGCCAUUCUUCGUAACGUAUCCGGACUUUUUCCCGAGAUGAAACUACCUCUGCUCCAAAAUCUAUCCUUGGAAAUCGACGAAGAAAGGUUGACCAUGGUGACUGGUCCGAUCGGAUGUGGAACCUGCGAAUGGGACGAGCUAUGGUACAAUGAGGUUCUGCGGGCGUGUGCUCUGGACGAGGAUAUUCGAGACAUGCCCGAAGGACAUUAUACUCGGGUAGGUGUUCAAGGGUCUCGGAUAAGUGGUGGACAGCAAAUGCGAGUGUCAUUGGCCAGAGCGUUGUACUCAAAACAGAAGGUCCUGAUUCUCGAUAAUGUCAUAUCUGGCCUUGACCAAAGAACUGUGCAGCAUAUGUUACAUUCCCUGUUCUCCUCUGAUGGCAUGUUGAAGAAAAACAAGCACACGGUCGUGCUAGCCACAACAUUCGGGCCCCUUCUUCAGCACGCCGAUUCAGUCAUUGUACUCGGUCCUCAAGGCCAGCUUGUGGCGCAAGGGACGUACAGUAGUAUUUCUGCCGACGGCCUUGAUGUUCAGUCCACCAACCAAUUUGCGAGUCUCCAAGAGCAUGACGCGCUCGUGGGCGAAGAAGAAGAACCUGAGCCAUUCCCUCUGGAUCAUACCAUAGAGCUAGAACGCAUUGCUCUUCAACGGCCUAGGAAUCGCGAUCGGGCUGUUUAUCUGUUUUACUUUCGGAACGUUGGUUGGCUACUGGUGAUUCUAUACUUUGCUUUUGCUAUUGCAUUCAUGGUUGCGCUUAACUUUCCUCAGAUUUGGCUUGAGUGGUGGACCGCCGGCAACUCGCAGCAUCCAAACGCCCGACUGGGCUACUGGAUAGGCAUAUACGCCGGUCUGGGUAUUUUGACCUUGGUAUUACUUGCUGUUCUCGAAUGGAUUUUCAAGAUGAUCAUUGCACCAAAGACAGCGGCCAAGUUUCACCGAGCCUUGUUAGACACAGUGUUCAUGGCAAAACCUACUUUCUUGAGCUCCACUGAUGUUGGGACAACCCUCAAUAGAUUCAGCGAAGACCUUGGAAUUAUUGAUGAGGAGCUAUCCUCUGCAUUUGACAUCACCGUUACUGCCAUGCUUGGUUGUAUCGCCGAAGCCGUGCUCAUAUUCACUGGGUCAUCCGGAUAUGUCUCAUUGGUGGUCCCCUUUUGCGUCAUGAUAAUGUACUUCCUUCAGAAGUUCUAUCUCCGCACUUCUCGUGUCAUCCGACUUAUAGAGAUCGAACUCAAGGCUCCUUUGCAAUCUCAGCUUCUUGAAGUGCAUACAGGGCUUUUGACCAUCCGUGCAUUUGGCUGGAUGGAGCAUUAUCAGGAACGAAACAAGGUAGCACUGACUGCAUCACAGCAGCCCUACUACCUGUUGUUCUGCUUACAGCGAUGGUUGAACCUAGUAUUGGACCUUCUAGUGGCUGCGAUAGCCAUUCUGGUUGUUUCUAUCGCAACGACAAUAGCAAGAAACUCCAAUACUGGUUUCUUGGGGGUCGCGCUGUUUAAUAUUGUCAAUUUCAGUGGCAGUCUACAACAAUUGAUCGCUCAGUGGACUACGUUAGAAACAUCGAUUGGUGCUUUAUCCCGAAUCAAAUCCUUCGUCGAAGACACUCCACGUGAGAAUAUCAACAAGGAGUCUGAGAAUUCACCAGAUGACUGUUCGAAGGAAGGCAGAAUAUCCUUCAUUGGUGUUUCUGGAAAUCACGGUCAAGGCGAAAACAAUGCUAUUGAAGAUAUAACUCUAGAAAUCCAACCCGGUGAGAGAGUCGCGGUGUGCGGAAGGACGGGAAGUGGGAAAUCGUCAUUAGUCAUGGCGCUUAUGCAAAUGCUGGAGAUUCGCAACGGAACUAUUCGCAUCGGUGGUGUCGACGCAUCUCAAAUCCCACAACCUCGCAUUCGAGCCGAGCUUAACACCAUCACCCAGGAACCAAUAUUCCUACAUGGGUCUGUACGUCUGAACCUGGACCCGCAUGCUCGAAUUAAUGAUGAUAAUGUCUUGAUCGAUGCUCUUCAAACUGUUGGGUUAUGGGAUUUCAUCAAUGCGGAGGGUGGUCUGGAUAUCGAAUUAUCUGAUGAUAGCUUAUCACACGGACAAAGGCAGCUCUUCUGUCUGGCGCGAGCCUUGUGUCACCCCGGUAGAAUUCUGAUCAUGGAUGAGCCUACCAGCAGCAUUGACGACGCCGAGAUGGAAAAACGGAUUGAUAUAAUCAUCGAGCAACAUUUCCAGCACCAUACCGUUAUCUGCAUCAUGCAUAAGCUGCAUAACGUUAUGUCCUUUGAUAAAGUGGCCGUCAUGGAAAAGGGCCGACUUGUUGAAUUCGGCUCUCCACGCAGUCUUCAGGCAAGGGAAGGUUUGUUCAAACAACUUCAUGCAAGUGGGAGCUCGACGUCUGGCUUGACCUAG
Messenger RNA from Penicillium cinerascens, 4203 nucleotides. Its product is annotated as Cyclic peptide transporter. Gene Ontology annotation, cellular component: membrane. Gene Ontology annotation, molecular function: ABC-type transporter activity; ATP hydrolysis activity; ATP binding. Gene Ontology annotation, biological process: transmembrane transport. The record is from RefSeq and is a predicted model, not a curated record. Lineage: Eukaryota; Fungi; Ascomycota; Eurotiomycetes; Eurotiales; Aspergillaceae. The transcript is spliced from 15 exons. Bases 1 to 4203 code for a protein of 1400 amino acids.